Penaeus vannamei (Pacific white shrimp) is the source of this 4934-nucleotide messenger RNA. The record is from RefSeq and is a predicted model, not a curated record. NCBI's taxonomy places the organism in Eukaryota, Metazoa, Arthropoda, Malacostraca, Decapoda, Penaeidae.
UGACAACGUGUAUCCUAAUUUAUAUAAUUUUGCUAUCAGAUAAUCAUUUCAUACGAUUUUAACUACUUGUGUGUAUUUUUAUAUUUCCAUUUUACCUCCCUAAAAUUAUUUAAGUUCGUAGACCUUAUGUCAGCGUCGUAUCCCCUGUCAACGCGAAAUCAAAACAUUCUAAUGUCGCCUACUGGGUGUAUCGACAGAAACUUUCCUGAUUAAACAUUCAAGGCGGUUUGAUAAGCACAUGAUACUUCCAUUAUGGUUCAUAAGAAGUCAACAUAUCGUUUAAUGUACAAGAAUUAUGGGGCAGAAGUAAGAAGAGAGGUUUGGCAGGAAAAUAACAGCCUUCGGUUACGACGUCGUGAAGAGGAAAUGUCACAUCACUCAAUUGAAGAAACUGAAUCAGAAUGUGAAUGUGAUACUAGUGAGGAAGAAGAAUCAAAGAAUGAGAAGGAUGCCAGAGGAGUAAGCUCAUCUUCUGUGAGAGGCAUACUGAGUAAAUCCAUAGGAAAUGUACAUCGACAAACAUCUGAGGAAACUGCCAAUGCUAAUGUUGCUGCUACUACCUUGCAUAGUCAUUAUAACAACCAAGACAGCAGUGAAGACUUGAAUGGAAAAGAAGAACACCAAGAUGUUAAUCCUCAGUCAAGGAGAAAUGUUCAGAGUGGGAAAGAACAGUUGGGGGUCAUGCGAAUGGGGUCAAGGGAAUAUGACCUCCUUCCAGUUGCUAGAGAUGAAGAAGAAAUGAGGCCCAAGUCAGCCCCAUCAGCAAAAACUGGAAUUUGUCGAAGUUCUAGAUACCCAUAUACGACACAGCUAACGAGGACCACAAGAAAGAACUUUCUUGAGCGCAACAAAAAUACAUAUGUUCCUUCUGGAACUGGAUGCAAAGUAAGGAGAAUAGGAGACAAAACAUCAUAUAACGUCCGUCUUAAUAAGGAUCAGGUUCAGCAUACUGCUCUAAGGGCCUCUAGUUUACGAAACCGAGAGAUUGAGAGUUUAUUGAAGAAACAGCAGAAAUUGACCCUGGAUGAUUGGCGAGAGCAGAACAAUGUUGUAGAACCUGUAAACCAUUCUAGUGUUUUUGCAGAUGGUAGCAAAAAUAUCUUCAAGUCAAAAUCUAGGCCGAGAGAAAAUCUUAUUCAUGUUCCAAGUAGAGUUGAAGUAUUCUCAAAUUACUGUAAACAUUGUGGAGGAAGAAAGUAACGAUAGUACAGCAUAAAUGAUUUUAAUCUUAGCAGUUUUUAAUUCAGGGUAAAUAGAAAAGGUUAUAUAUUGCAGUCAGAUAUCUUGUAUAUGUGACUACUUCAGCAAUAUUAUAUUUUUAGUCAAAUAAUAAGAUAGAACCAGUUUUUUGAAGACCACAGAAUUAUAUGAUAUUAAUUGAUCUCUUGCAAACUUGAUAAUGCAUCCCUGUAUAGAAACACAUUAAGAUUGUCUUUGAUAGUAUGUAAUAUGAACAUCGAAAUUUUUAGAAAAUCUAAUCAUCCCAUCUUAUCCAGCAAUGUGUAAUUCAUGUUAUAUAUUUAUUGAAAUAUUUUUAGGAUGACUCAUAUGGUCUUUGAUAUUUUAUGAUACAUGAAAUAUCAAAAGGUAGUUCAUAUUUAGACAGUUAUUUUUAGUAUAAUUCCUUUUUGUAAAUAUCUAAGUAGAAACUCGUAAUGAACAUCAAAAAAGAAUUCAAACCAAUAACAAACAGGCAUCUAUAGAUUAACUAAUGAGUUGCUACUGAUGCACAUUCAAGAGAAACUUAGCGAUUCUGAAUUAAUGAAAAAGGAAUUUUAUAUAUAUACAUAUAUUUUUUUUUGCUAAACAUUGAUCUAGAUGGAAAUGAAACAGCAGGCUUAAUGGUUUUAGCUAAUAUACAGAUGAUUUAAUAGCAAUAUUUGAGGAUGUUGCAACAGUUAUCAGUGCUCUGCAGCCUUUAGUGCCUGAUAUAUAUCUCUUAUUUUUGGAUUAAGGGACACCCAUUUUUGUAUUUCAAAGUCCUUAGGUGGCACAAAUAUAGUGUUUGAAGAACAGUAUUCAUAGCGACAAAUGCAGAAAAGUUAUGAAUGGGAAUUAAUAUUUUCACAAUACAAGAGAUGUAUAUAACCGGUUUCUAAUAUGUCUUCGUCAGAAAUUCAUGUAUUUCUGAUGAAGAUGUAUUUGAAACUGUUAAAUACACCUUGCAUUAUGAAAAUAUUUAUUGUCAUUCAUACUUUUUAUACAUAUUAUAUGACUUUGGGAUCAAUACACAUUAACAUUAAGAUGCUCAAAAUGUUUACUUACUCAACUACUAGUGUCUGCAAAAAUUUUAGGAUUCUGUCUGGAAUGUAUAACAUGUUGAAAUAUGUGUAGUAAUUGGAUGUGAAUUCUUACCUGAAUUAUGUUUCCAUCAUAUAUCAGGCAGUUGGUAAGAUGUAAAACAGGAAAAAGUUUGCUGAGCAUUAUGCUUUUAUUUGUUGUUUUGUUAUCUAAGAACAGAGAUGAGAUAGAUAUUUCAAUUGUAUUUUUGUAUAUUUAUUUUUUUGUGCCAUUUUGAUGUUUCUGUUGAUGCGGUUAAUUGCUUGGAGAUUGUUUUAUAUUAAGUUUUAUUUAGGUUUUAACCUAUUGGCAUCUGGACCAAAUGCUGUCCAUUGUGGUUUUGUUUUAUUUGCCAGAACUUAUGUUUACACCAAUCAUUGCAUUUUAGGGGUAAAAAGAAAAGAAUUUGUUACUGCCUUUGCCAUUACUAAUGGUAUUAUUUUAAUUAUUAUUGUUAUCUUAUUAACAAAAGGAAAAGUGAUAAACAUAAAAUCUUUCCUUCCAGAAAUCAGAGGGAUAGGGUAAAUAGCUUCAGUUUGGUAUGUCUAGUGAUGAACUCCUUGGUAACUUAGCAAUUCUGGAGCCAUCUGUAUAACAAAAGGAAACAAAACCACACUGGACAGUCCCUAUAUACAUGCACUCCUGACAUCAAUGAGUUAAAUGUCAAUCCAUGACAAUCUUUAUAAUCUUUUUUUGUCUUUUCAGAAUGAAUUUUUCCAGAUCUUUUUUGACUUGGUUUGGUCAUUGCAGACUUUUUAUAUGUUUUAUUUUAUUUUUUUUUCAAUAUCAAUUUUAUUGAUAGAUGAUGUUUAAAUGUUUUAUGUGAGUAGCUUAUUUCUUUGUGAGGUAAUAUGCAUGUGUUUGUUGAAUUAUGUUAAGAAAGUAACUUAGACCUCAUGGAUUCAAGGGAACAAAUAUUAUAUAUAGAUGAAAUAAUGCCAAUAGAAAAUUCUCUCAAGGCAUGCAUUGGUUUUCUUUUCAGCCAUUCAUUCAAAAAUGGUUGAGUUGAAAGUAAACUUAAUGCAUUAUCUUUUGCUGAAGGUGACAAUAGGGUAAACUGGUCUCUAUUUUAUAAAGGUAGACCUUCUGUGCUAUAGUACGCUUUGUCUCUUGUGCUGAUGAUACGUCAUUUUCGUAAGAUGGUAUGCAGUAAAGAUUUUUAUAACUUGGCAGUUUGGUAAGAAAAACGGUAUGCUAUUUAGAGAGCUAUGCUUACUUUUGAAGUUCUACAUCUUUGGUAACUUUUUAUCAAGAAAUAAAUUGGUUCACUUUCAAUUUCAUGAUUUUAUCCACAAUUUUCGUACUGGUUUGUUAGAUUUCUUUUAACUCAGUCAUGCUUAAUUCUUGAUGGUUUAAUGCUAGUCAUUUAUGUAGAUUGCAGAAGUAUCCAGAGAGGAAUAUCCUUUAGAAUAAAAUUUUAAUUGGUAGAAUAGGUUAUAUUGUGCACGCUUUGUGUUUCCCAUCACAGGGUAGGCAGCCUUUCCGGAGCAGAACCUUCUCUUCCAGGAUGAUUCCUUAAUGUUUUAUUUUAUAUGUUUGUGUUAUUUAUAGAAUAACUAAAUGCAAGCGGGAUUUCUUCAGUGAUUCAUCCAAGAGUAGGCAUGAAAGCAUAACAUUUGAUCCAGAAAUGUUUUAGGGACUUGCCUACCCUACGAAUGCAGAAACACAUGUUAAUUUUCUUAGUCACAAUUUAGUUAUUUUUUACAUGUGAUAUCUAUAAGUUUAUUUUUUAUACACAAAAAACAUUGGACAUCACUUACCUUGCUUUGUUGCAACUGAACAAUACUGGUGACCUUGCAAUAUUUGAUAUUGAGCUUUUUAUUUGUGCUACCAUUAGUACAUCAUUGCAUUGUUGAGUAGUACUGGAUUGAUGGCACCCCAAGCAAGUGGCAUAGCCUUUUUGUGAAUUUCUCAAUUAUGAAUGAGUUUUUUUUUUUAUUCAUAUUUUUUCAGGAAAGACAUAAUGCCCUCCUUCUGUUCAGUUUUUACUUUCAUUGCUGUAUGAAUUUUCAAAAUAGUCCCUUGUUAAAUAUAGAAAAUUUAUUUUGGUAUAGAUGUUGACUUUCUGGUAUAAGUAUAUCAGAAUCAUAUUGAUCAGCUACUGUAAGAAUCCUGUUAAUGUGCUGAUAUCCACUGUACAUGGCUUAUGAGAUUAAUUUGCUGCUAAUGAUCUGAUCUGUCGAGAUAGUUUUUCAAUAUGUUAAUUAUGACUUAAUUUAGAAAAUGUCAGUUUAAUCUAUAUGUAGCAUAUUCUUUUGUGAAUAUUGUUAGAUAUGUGUAAACUAGGCAUUUGAUGAUGGCUUCAGCUUCAUCUAAUGCUCGGUGCCUUUUGCUUCAGCAGUGGCCAGUUUCUUAUAGUUCAUACAAUUACUAUGUAAAACAUUCCUAUAGGUUUAUAUGUAAAGGUAGAUAUGAAUUGAUAUUCUCACUCAUUCAUUCUCAUUCCAUACUCAGUGGUUCUUAUAUUCCACCUCACUCACUUAUUAACUCAUUUCAUUGUCACAAAAAAUAUGCACAGGUAGGUAAACAUGCUUACUCAUUCACACUUCACUCUCAUUCUCUAACAUUCACUCUUGCUCUCUUACUCUCUCUCUCACAUUCACAAAGAUGCACACGCACACUCUCCCCACACUCACUCUUACACACACUCACAC